Messenger RNA from Parnassius mnemosyne (clouded apollo), 933 nucleotides. NCBI's taxonomy places the organism in Eukaryota, Metazoa, Arthropoda, Insecta, Lepidoptera, Papilionidae. The record is from the annotation of a GenBank genome assembly.
AUGUACAGUGCAUCCCGUACAUGUGUACGAUCUGCCGCGGGAACUACGGGCAGUAUCGAUGUGGCGGUAGGGCUGCACCAAGGGUCGGCACUGAGCCCUUACCUCUUCCUACUGAUUAUGGAAGCUUUGACGUCGGACCUGCAGGAUGAGGCACCCUGGUGCAUGCUCUUUGCCGAUGACAUCGUGCUUGUCGGGGAAGAAGGCAUCGAGGUACAGAGGAGACUGACGGGGUGGCAACGGAGGCUGGAAAGUGUUGGCCUGAAGAUCAGCAGAUCCAAAACCGAAUAUCUGUGCUGUGAUUUCGGCGGUCUUUCCAGUCCUGUACCCAUGUCGUUGGAUGGCGCUAUACUGCCUAUCUGCUCAGAUGUCAAGUACCUCGGUUCCCUCAUUCAAGACGACGGCGGAAUAGAUAGAGCUGUGCAGCAUAGGAUUAACGCAGGGUGGAUGAAAUGGCGACAGGUCACAGCCACAACGUGCGAUCCCCGAAUGCCAAUAAGGCUGAAGGGGAAAAUUUACAAAUCGAUCAUCCGACCUGUCGUCAUGUAUGGAAGUGAAUGCUGGGCCGUCAAGAAGAAGGAUGAAAAUAGACUGCAUGCGAAUGAAAUGAGAAUGUUACGAUGGAUGUGUGGUGUGACAAGGAUGGAUAAGAUAAGGAAUGAGUAUAUAAGAGGAAGCCUGAAAGUAGCGCCAGUGGUAGAAAAGGUGAGAGGAAGCAGAUUGGCAUGGUUUGGGCAUGUGAUGCGGAGGAAUGAAAGUCAUGUCACAAAACGAGUGUUGAAUAUGAAUGUGGAGGGACACACGGGCAGAGGAAGGCCGAAUAAAAGAUGGAUCGAUUGUGUGAAGAGUGAUAUGAGAAUGAAAGGAGUAAGUAUGGAAAUGACGGCUGAUAGAGAGGAAUGGAACAAAAAGAUUUACUGCGCCGACCCCAGAUAA